AGGACGGAUCCUCCUAUGAAAGACGCCACUAGGUCGCAUUAACAUCGGUGCCAUUGAGUUCACACAAUAUGAGGGAGCACAGCGGCAGGCAAAAACCAACUCCAGAUUUUUCAAAUCGGUGCGUUUGGCCGUUUUGUACCCGCAUAAUGUAACAGUAAACGACACGUUACGAGCUACGAGAAUGGGAGCCAAAAGCUGGCUUUUAUUUUGACUGCAAGAAUGUGGUGCGGGGAGCCCUGACAAUACGCCGUUCAGCUUUCAAAUGGAAGAUUGGCUAUUCCAGCUCGUUUCGGUGGAAAUGUUGCCGCUGCUUUUUUCACACAGACCCUUUUUAAUCGCCAUGGAUCUUCGGAUUUGGAUUCUUUUACCUCUGUCGUGUCUUGGGCUGUGAAAAAGAGAAAGACAGGCUACGCCGAUCGACCGGGAUACAACGUUCUCUGCCUACCUCGACAUUUUGCUACCAGGGAUUUAAAUAAUCACGUGCUACAACAACGGAAAGAUUUUUUCUUCUUAAUAAGAAUUGAUGUGGCCGUCUGACCUUUAAUGAGUUCAACCUGGAGGGCAAAAUGAGUAGGGAAAGGCCGAAGAGAAAUAUCAUUCAAAAGAAAUUUGAUGAUAAUGAUGGGAUCCCGUGGUCAGAAGAGAGAGUGGUCCGCCGGGUGCUCUACCUCUCACUUAAAGAGUUUAAAACGGCUCAGAAGAGUAAAGUGGAGAACGGCACUGGAAGAGUUAAUGGCUCCUUUGCUAAUGGUCAUCUGAAUGGAUCGGGCACUAAAGCUGGCCUGUUUGUGGGAAGCUGUAAGUCAGAACGGACCCAGCAUGCAGUGCAGAGCAAAGAGCGCAACCAUGAGUUCUCUAUGGACGGGCCUGCCAGGAAGAAGCCAAGACUGCAGGCUCAGAGGAAGUUUGCUCAGUCUCAUCCGUGCUCACCAAACGCCACCCCGCUGAAGGUGCUGGACGCCCUGAGCCCGACCCCUGCCGCCCUGCUCAACCAUCUCACACGACGCAAACCCAAAACGGAAGACUUCCUCACCUUCCUCUGUCUGAGAGGCUCUUCUGCGCUGCCCAGCAACAUGACAUACUUUGGUAGCGCUAAAGAUGAUGAAGAUGUGGAUGAGGAAGAGGAUGAGGAAGAGGAAGAAGAAAGUGCCAGCCACGCCCCUGCUUCCUGCCAGUCCACUCCACGCAAGAGCAAAGGACCCAACAAAUGCAUCGCCAACGGUCAUGUGUUUAAUGGACAGACACGAGCUGCUGAGGUGCGCGAGAGCAGUCUGAGAGCCAGAGGGAAAGACGGGAAGGAGAAACACCCUGUAGCAUCAGCUAGAAGCUCCACUACACACAAUCUACGACCCAACAGAGCAGUGCAAGAACAAAAACAACAGGCCUCCAAAAUGAACGGGACAUCGGGAGCCUCCGCCGUCAGUUCUCGAAAGACGAGAGAACUGCGAACUCCCCCGACCAAAGCUGUGAAAUACCCCAAGGGCCACGUGACGUACACCAAAGCCAGACUGCUCAAAGAGGCCAAGCUCAGCCUGAGCACACACACACACACACACUCUCAGACCUCCAACUCAGGAAAAGCCCAAACCAGCCACGCCAAGAUGCAAAAACAGGUGCUAUCACCAGCAACCGCUGGACGGCUCAGUGGGACAGACACUUUCCCCCCGAGACGAAACGGACUUCGGCAGUCAAAGAGGCAGCUGGAGUUAGCCGGAGCAGAGGUCGAGGUGAAGAGGGUCAAGGUGCACGUGGUUCCUUUGGAGACCCGCAGUAGGAAAGCAGCUCAGGAGACGCAGGCCAGACCGCAACCGGCGGGAUCACAGCGGCCCAAACGGGCAUCGGCCGGGAAGCUCAUGUUCACUAAACAGAUGCACUGCAAAGCCAGCGUUCUGGCCAAGAACAGCCCCACUACCUCAACACGAGACAUUCUGAGACCAGCCAACUCCCCCAAACUAUCAGAGACCCCCAGAACAAGCAAUGCUCUAAAACAAGGCCAUCCUUCAAAUAUGACUGAGCCCUUCUCAUCUGAGCCCAAGGAGCGAGGCCGGCGCAGUGCCGAGAUCACGGAGCUGCCCGUCUUUUAUCCCAACACACAUGAGUUUCAUGACCCGUUGACUUUUAUGGAGUUGGCACGGGGGCAGGCCGAGGCGUUUGGGUUGUUCCGGGUUGUUCCGCCAGCAGGCUGGCGUCCCGAGUGUAAGCUUAAAGAGGAGAUGCGCUUUGUCUCAUACGUGCAGCAUGUGCACAAGCUGGGCAGACGCUGGGGCCCCAAUGUACAGCGGCUGGCCUGCAUCAGGAGACACCUGCGGACACAAGGCAUCAACAUGGAGGAGCCUCCACUUAUAGGUGGCUGCGAGCUGGACCUGGCCAGAUUCUUCCAGAUCAUUAAUGAAAUGGGAGGCAUGCAGCAAGUGACAGACCUGAAGACGUGGGGCCGGCUGGCGGAUUUGCUGGGCAUCCCACGCUCUGCUCAGGAUCGGCUGGCCAAGCUCCAGGAGGCUUACUGCCAGUACCUGCUGUCUUACGACUCCCUGACCCCAGCGCAGAGGGCACAGCUGGAGAAGGAGGUGCUGGCGGAGAAGGAGGCCCUGGAGAGAAGAAACGGGCCCCUCGAGGGCCAGGGAGACAUAGCCCAGCAUGCCGCUCUGCAGCUUCCUCGCUGUGAGCCCAAAAACGGACUGGUGAACGGAGCGCUGCACCGAAGCGGAGCGCGAGAACACCUCCGAGAGCUCGACCCCACGGCCAAAAGCACCCGGCAGAAGAGACUGGAGAAGAGAGGAGAGGAAGAAGGGAUGAUCAGUGAACAACACAAGUGCAUAUACAGGGGGAAAUCAUUCUCUUUGACAACAUUCUUCAGGGCAGCCAGGAACACUAUGAACAUGUGCUUCAGCAAAGAGCCGGACACGGCUGAAGUCGAGAAGGAGUACUGGCGAUUGGUUGAUGAAAAGGAAAGCCAUGUUGCUGUGCACUGUGGAAGAGUUGACACAAAGACUCAUGGGAGUGGAUUUCCUGUGGGCAAGUCUGAGCCAUUUUCAAAGCAUGGAUGGAAUCUUAAUGUCCUUUCCAAUAACUCAGGAUCCAUCUUACGUCAUCUUGGUGCUGUGCCAGGGGUGACCAUCCCCUGGCUGAACAUAGGCAUGGUCUUUUCUACCUCAUGCUGGUGUCGGGACCAGAACAGCCUUCCGUAUAUUGAUUAUCUACACACUGGUGCUGACUGCAUUUGGUACUGUAUUCCAGCUGAAGAGAAAUCCAAACUUGAUAAAGUAGUUCACACACUGCUACAGGCUAACGGCACUCCAGGGCUGGAGAUGCUGGAGAGGAACAUUAUGAUUUCUCCAGAGGUGCUCCGUCGUAAAGGGGUGAAAGUGUACCGGACAGUGCAACACAGUGGCCAGUUCAUGGUUUGUUUCCCAGGGACGUUUGUGGCUAAAGUGUGUUGUGGCUACAGCGUCUCAGAGACCAUGCACUUUGCCAACCUCCAGUGGAUGAAACUGGGCUAUGAGGCAGCUAAGGAUCUGAAACGGCGUCGUAUUGAGGAGCCUUUUUCAACAGAGAAACUGCUCUACCAGAUCACCACAUGUGAGCGGGACAACAAGCAGCUCAUGACUGCCGUCUCCAGUCUCUUCAGAGAUCUCAGGGAUGCAGAGAUUCGCCAGCGCAGGGAGCUGUUUGAGGCUGGGCUCCGUCUGUCUGCCAGAUACGGCACAAACUGUGAAUCUCCUACAGAGAGGAGGAAGCAGCAGCGCUCCAGAUUCACUGAAGACACGGCCGACAGACGCUGUCAAGUGUGCCAGCAUCUCUGCUACCUCUCUAUGGUGGUUCAUGAGAGUGAUAAUGUGGUUUUCUGUCUGGAGUGUGCGCUCCGCUACAUCCAGAAACGCAGGUCUCCCCGCGGCCUCAAGAUGAUGUUCCGCUACUCUGAGGAGCAGCUCAACAGUCUGGUGAAUCGAGUGUGUGGCCGAACUCUGGAUAAAGCUGGAGUCAAGCAGAGAAGCGUCGGCCCCAGCAAAACACCAGCAAAGCGAAGCCCCAGAAACAAGAGCUCGGGUCCCGUCCCCCUGUCCAGCUCGGGCCGCUCAUAAACCACAACAUUCCUCUCCUUUUAUAUCAGGUGUUCCUAAUACUUGUGUACAAACACUCUUCAAUACUCUUUGUACCUAGUGUAUAAUAUCAAUACAACAAUCUGUUCUAUUGCACUUUUGUAUUACAGAUGCGUGUAGUUGCCGGCUGGUUAGUCAAUAUAUUGAAUGUACGGAGGUUCAGUGUUACAUCGCGUUUCGUGUCGAAUACACAACUGUUUGGGGCACCUGA
This is a messenger RNA of Danio rerio (zebrafish), 4311 nucleotides long. NCBI's taxonomy places the organism in Eukaryota, Metazoa, Chordata, Actinopteri, Cypriniformes, Danionidae. The record is from RefSeq and is a predicted model, not a curated record.